This is a messenger RNA of Actinia tenebrosa (Australian red waratah sea anemone), 1747 nucleotides long. RefSeq lists its product as uncharacterized. Lineage: Eukaryota; Metazoa; Cnidaria; Anthozoa; Actiniaria; Actiniidae. The record is from RefSeq and is a predicted model, not a curated record.
GGGGAUGUGUGGGGGGUGGGUUACCUUUUCAUAAAACAGGUUAGAAUGCUGCAGGGUUUGCCCAAGGAUGGCUAGUGAAAAUAGCUGAAUUGUGCUUUGCUGUGCUGCACGGUUUGCCCAAGGAUGGCUAGUGAAAAUAGCUGAAUUGUGCUUUGCUAUCUAACCUGUUUUUUAAGAAGGUCACUAUGCUCUAUCCCCUCUAAAAAUUGAAUUUUUGUGUUUCUCAAUUGAUGUACUUUCUCUUAAAAAUGGGUCAUUUUGGGGGGUAAGUUGCCCUUUAAACGAGCUUGCCAGUCCUUCAGGCCUCGGAGCAAGCAAGUCUGGAAAGAGCCGCCGUAAAUCACAGCAGAUUACGGUUCCUCAACAAUGCCGUGUAAGUAUAGUUUCUAGUGAGUUUAAAGUUUAAGUGUGAAAUAAAUUUAGCUCAUUUUGGUUUCGCCUUGAUAAUUUAAGAGUUUCUUGCUUCGAAACCAUGAGCCUACGAGGUGAGAAAUGUAAACAGACGCCAUGUGCUCUAAAAUUCUGCCUUCUUCGAAAGUAUUAAACCGUAUAUUUUUUCAGUUAGCACAAAUCAUUGUAGCUAAAAUUCAAAUAAUACGGUUGCAAUUCGCAUCUGUGUGGUUUUCCAGAUUUUUAGUUAUUUUAAAUAUCAAGAGUUUCUUGCUUCGAAAACAUGAGCCACAUGGUGUGAAAUGUAAACAGACGCCAUGUGCUCUAAAAUUCUGCCUUCGAAAGUAUUAAACCGUAUAUUUUUUCGGGUAGCACAAAUCAUUGUAGCUGAAAUUCAAAUACUACUGUUGUUAGUCACAUCUGUGUGGUUUUCUAGAAUUUUAGUUGUUUUGAAUAUCAAGAGGGCUUUUUAAUGCAUUGGUUAAUACAACACAUUUCUGAAGUUAAAAGUUUUGGCGGUUUUACAUUUUGAAAUAUUAUAUCGGAUAACAUGAGCCUACGAGGUGUGAAAUGUAAACAUAAGCCAUGUCCUCUAAAAUUCUGCCUUCUUCAAAAGUAACAUGUAAAAUCCUAUGGGACAUAAUGCUAAGGAAGGGAAACAAUUCUAACAUAUAUUCUGUUUAUGUCUUACAGCAAGGCUUUAGAACCAUGUAUAAUAAACUUAGAAAAGGAGACAACUUUGAGGGUUAUGUUUUAACUGAAAGUUAUGGGGCCAAAGAAAAUCAGGACAUUGUGGAAAAAGUUAUCCAAGCUGUAGAUGGUGAUAAUGGAGGAUGUGAUAAAUGCCCUUGGACUCAUGCCCAACUAAAAGCUGCUGGGGCAUCCUACUUUAAGUCCAGACGUGAUGCAAACUCGAGAGACAUGAAAAACAAUGCUGAUGAGCAUCGUAGGGUUUGCAGGAGACAGGGAAGGAUAAGAGAUAAAUUGCAAAGACAACUUGAUAUGUUAGAAAAAGUGAAUUGUGGACAGGAAAAAAGAGAAAAGCAUAGAGAAGUUUUGACUUUAGAGUAUACGAGCUCUGACGAGAGUGAUAUUUCUGAAGAUGAAGAUGGAAAGCCCCAACUGAAAUCUUAUCUUACGAAGAAGUUUCCAUGGGAAAGGACUUGUUUAAGAAAAACGAAAGAGCUGCUUGACCAGAAAUAUCUAGAUAGUCUCCCUAUGAGAUCUAGGCGUAGCAUGCUGCCAAGACGGAAGCACACAAUGUUCUCAACUAGGCCAAUCCCCAACAACCCCCAAGAAUGGGCAGUGCGUCAGGUUGUACCCAACAUUAGUACUUCAACUCCAUUGUAAGAUAUUU